Leishmania braziliensis MHOM/BR/75/M2904 is the source of this 1020-nucleotide messenger RNA. RefSeq lists its product as hypothetical. Lineage: Eukaryota; Euglenozoa; Kinetoplastea; Trypanosomatida; Trypanosomatidae. The transcript has a single exon. The record is from RefSeq and is a predicted model, not a curated record. Bases 1 to 1020 code for a protein of 339 amino acids.
AUGAGCGAUGAAAGAGAACAAGCGAUAGCGCUGCUGCGAGACCUUAGAGCGACUGCAACCCCAAAAUUUGUGGACAGUGGCGAGGCACUCACAUACCUGGUGUACAAAGAUGAGGCUCUUGAAAAGGCAAUUACAUUUCUGAGCCCGGCGUACGUUAAGACCACCCCAGAGAGCAUGCAGUCGCUGCGCGUCAAUCAUGAGCGACUUGCGAACACCGCUAUCGAGCGCAUAUUUGAUACACAUACACAAGUGCUGCGGUCAAAGCUUGCCGAAGCUGAGAAAGUGGCGGACAUGUGGAAAAGGGUUGCUCUGUUCAGAGGCGCUGAGGAGGGAAAUUCCGUGCGCCACAUCACCUCUGCAGAGCCGGCUCUCUGUGCUCCCGGGCGUGUCUCCGUCAGCUCGCAAGUCUGCAGCACACAGGUAGGCGUAGCUGCAACCGAGAGCAAGACGAGUGUGCCACCGUGUGCGUUGGUCUGCGAGGCAGUACGGGAAUGGCUAGCAGACUGGAGCCUGAAAGUGCAGUGUCUUGUAAAUGAAAAAGUAGAGCUCUGGUGCUUGUCGCAGCGUUGCCUCAUCACUCAUCUGCGGAUAAACCGGCAUGAGCGUGAAGUUGGACGUCCUUUCUUUGGUGGCAGCCUGAAGGUGCUGGGUAGGCGAAGCUCAGCACGCCCUGCACCUCGCAAGAUCAAUAAUGCACGGUUGAGCAACGGAAAGGCUUCGUGUAUGGAGAGUGGGGAAAAAAGUGAACAAGGUGCAUUCGCACCCACGGUCGAUGCGCCAGGUGAAAAUCUUGUGAAGAGCUCGACCGUUUCUUCCCAGCAUGCUGCCGCUUCCAGUGCGUCGACGCCCAGUCUCCCUAACCCUGGUACUCAUUUGCCUCGGGGUGCUCCGUCUGACUCACCAUUGUACGUUAUGCAGACCAUCUUCUUGAAAGCACGCACGACACAACUCAGCGGCAACCAGCGGACCUCGACAUCGGGCAGCCCAGUAGGUCCACUGCCUCACCUACCACACAUAUGA